GCUUGACUGUCACGCCACUUCUACUUUUGAAACACUGUUGACUGGAACAGAGCUGCAGACAUUCAAGUUGGUUUGUUGAAGACGCCAAUGGGCUCGUAACUAAUUCUAUUGUGGCCCUUGAGCCUAGGAAUGUGGCGUUCGUAUUCGGCAGCGCCUCAGGGCUCAAGUCCUGGGACCAGCUUAGCGUCGUUAGGGCCUGGCAGUGGAGUCUGGGGCCCCUCGCGCGCGUCCUUUGAGCAAUUUGGGGAUGAAGAUAGCAAUGACGGCAAGGGGCGGCAUGGAGGACACGGUGGACAUCGGGCGGGGCACUCGCGGUCGCCUUUAGGAGGCGACCAGUCAGAGAAGGACGAAGCAUACCUCAAGUGGCAGGAGAAGCACCCGUGCGUCCUCGCGCACUUUGCUUCCUUCAAAGCAGCCGUGGACGGGAAGCGCCUCGCCGUGUUCCUAGACUAUGAUGGCACGCUCACGCCCAUCGUGUCCAACCCGGACGAGGCUGUUAUGUCCGAGGAGAUGCGGGAUGUGGUGCGGUCUGUGGCGCGGGCGUUUCCCACAGCCAUCAUCAGCGGGCGGGGCCGGGAAAAGGUGGAGGCUUUCGUGCAGCUGAAGGAGCUGUUCUACGCGGGGAGCCACGGCAUGGACAUUGCAGGGCCGCGGGGUGGCACCAACGGGUGUCAAGUCAGUGGGAAUGAGUUCGUAACGGCCUUCCAGCCGGCGGCGCACUUCCGGCCAUUGAUAGACCACAUCUACACCCAGCUGCAAGAGCGGCUGAAGGAGGUGCCGGGCUCCAGCGUGGAGCACAACAACUUCUGUGUGAGCGCGCAUUUCCGCAACUGCCCGGGCGAGGCGUGGCAGGACGUGAUCUCCGCAGUUGAGGAGCUGGUGGCGCAGCACGACGACCUGCGCAUGACGCGAGGGCGGAAGGUGGUGGAGGUGCGGCCCAAGGUGGACUGGCACAAGGGCACGGCUCUGUCGCACCUGGUGGACGCACUGGGGCUGGCGCAGGAGCCGGACGUGGUUGCCAUCUACGUGGGGGACGACCACACGGACGAGGACGCCUUCCGGACACUGGAGGAGACGCGGCGAGGAUUUGGCAUUUUGGUGAGCACGCGCGCCAAGCCCACCCGCGCACGCUACACGGUCCGUGACCCCGCUUGCGUGAAGGACUUCCUGUCCGGGAUCGUGGAGUGGUCCAAAAGCGACAGCAACGGCUGGCGCGCGAAGCCUUGCUGCAACGGCUGGAGCAUGGACGGUUUGGCGGCAACAGGGGCGGGGCCGGAGGCGCCCCAGCAGCAGUAGCAGUGGCAGCCGGGCGUGCGCGGAGCUGAUGGCAGCAAGCAAGCUGCGUGUUGGGACUGAGGCGCCGUAUGGAGGUUGGGCGCGCAUGAAUGCGGCUGUGGCGACAAUUUUGGCCAUUGGGGUGGAGACGAUGUUGGGCGGUGGGGCGGCGUCUGGCCCACCAUGACUGCUCUGGUCCAGAAGUACGGUAGGCGUGAAAUUGGAUUCAGAGACUUGGGGAAUGGGGCCAUUUAAGAACAGGUGCGCGACAGCGACAUAUGUUGCAGCGAUAGUACAGUCGUACGGGCGCCUGUGUUCAAGGCUUUGAGGCGCAGAGGCCUGCACGGGGCGCGUUGGUAAGGCGGUGCCUGUCAGAUGCGUUCACAACGGCAGCACACGUGCCAGAUUGGCAUGUGCCGGCAGGUUUGCGCGUGCCAACCUAGAGCUGCAAGGGGGCCGUGAUCGGCCUUGACACACGACAUACAUCCAGAUUCAAGCUUGGGGCACGACAUGCUGUGCGGAUCCUGUAUGACUAUGUCUAUGGGUAAAUGGUGGGAACGCGGAGCUCUGAUGCAGUUGCAUGCUUGGCUGAUGCAGUAAGGGCUAUGGACCCCAGUUACGGGCUGGAGAUGGCGGUGGAGAGUCCGACGUGAUUGGUGUAACUGGAUGGACUGUGUCUCAUCGAUACGGUGGAUGGGGUGGUGAGGCAAGCUAACAGCUGGAACCCUCCGCGAGCAUGUCAACGAACGUCAAU
Messenger RNA from Chlamydomonas reinhardtii, 2029 nucleotides. RefSeq lists its product as uncharacterized. The record is from RefSeq and is a predicted model, not a curated record. Lineage: Eukaryota; Viridiplantae; Chlorophyta; Chlorophyceae; Chlamydomonadales; Chlamydomonadaceae. Gene Ontology annotation, molecular function: trehalose-phosphatase activity. Gene Ontology annotation, biological process: trehalose biosynthetic process. Bases 130 to 1296 code for a protein of 388 amino acids. The transcript is spliced from 8 exons.